AUCUCGCGUUUCGAGAGGGAGUACGCGCGCACUCCGUUCCACAGGUCAGUGACGACGACGACGUCGACGUCGAGUCGGCCCGGUUCUCCCCGUCUGGCCUGCGAGCGAACCCACCUUGGCCAAGCAUCACGAAUGGAGUCAUCGGGCGAGCCAUCCCUGUCGAUCCCCGUUUGAUCCCCAAUCCCCCUUCGGAAGAGGUGUAAGGUGAGGCCCGGCUGCACGAAAAUACGUGAGAGCAAUGGCGAACACGGCCCACCUGGUGCGCAGGCAGAGCUCGCGCGAUCUCAAACCCCAGAAGAGCGUCGACAAGCUCGAGAUGAAGGAGAUGCGAGGUAGACUCGUCGCCGAGAGCCGCAAGAGCAAUGUCACUGCCAACUACGGAGCCACCAACGCGGCCUUCGAGGACUCCAGUCCCAACACGAAGCAGCCCUCGGGCGGAUUGUUCGAUGUCCAGAGCAAGCCUGGCGAGCAGUUGUCGGCAGUCGUCGCCGGUGGCGGGGGUGUAGCAGGAGGCACCGGAGGCGUAGGAGGUGGAGGCAGUAAGCUCGGCAGCAACGAGGGCAAGGGAAUAUUCAAGCCGGAGGCCGGCGAGGACGAACGCGAGAACUGGGACAGCAAGCUGACCUUCCUGCUGGCCACCGUUGGAUACGCGGUCGGCCUGGGCAACGUCUGGAGAUUUCCAUAUCUCGCGCAGAAGAAUGGUGGAGGUGCAUUCUUGAUACCGUACUUUGUGAUGCUGGCGAUCGAGGGGAUUCCUAUAUUUUACCUUGAGCUCGCAAUUGGCCAGAGAUUGCGAAAGGGAGCGAUAGGCGUGUGGAAUCAGGUAUCCCCGUACAUGGCGGGAAUAGGUGUAAGCAGCGCUGUAGUAUCGUUCAACGUGGCUCUCUACUAUAAUACCAUUAUCGCCUGGUGCCUAUUCUACUUCGUUCAGAGCUUUCAGUCUGAGCUACCCUGGUCGGAGUGCCCUAACAAAUAUUUCCAGAACGGCUCUUACUCACCUGAACCAGAAUGUUUGCAAAGUAGCCCGACGCAAUAUUUCUGGUACCGCACGACUCUCAUGAUCUCGAAAGAUAUAAACACGCCGGACGUCUUCAAUUGGAAGAUAGCGCUGGCGCUGGUCAUCGCGUGGAUCCUCGUCUACAUGUGCAUGAUCAAAGGAAUCGCGUCGUCUGGAAAGGUCGUCUAUGUCACAGCUACUUUUCCGUACAUCGUUCUCAUCAUCUUCUUCUUUCGGGGCGUGACGUUGCCCGGGAUGUCAGAUGGUCUACGCCACCUCUUCACGCCUAAAUGGUACACUUUGACCGACCCGGUAGUCUGGUUAGAGGCGGGAACGCAGAUAUUCUUCUCGUUGGGUUUGGCAUUCGGAGGCCUGAUCGCUUUCUCGUCCUACAAUCCCGUCAACAACAACUGUUACCGUGACGCGAUCAUGGUCAGCCUGACGAACUGCUUCACCUCCAUGUUCGCCGGCAUCGUUGUUUUCUCCAUUAUAGGUUUCAAGGCGACGAUGGUGUACGAGCAGUGUCUCGCCGACCGCAACACGACGCUGAUUAGCAUAUUCGGUAGUCCCGGCAAGAUUCCCACUGAGCUGCCGGUCACUGGCGCGCUGCUCAACGUCACAAAUUUCAACGGGAGUCUCACCAACCUUCUCAUGCCUGAACUGCCGGAGUGUGAUCUCGAGAAGGAGCUCGACAACUCGGCAUCAGGUACAGGACUGGCCUUCAUAAUCUUCACCGAGGCGAUCAACCAGUUCCCAGGGGCGCAAUUCUGGUCGGUCCUCUUCUUUCUGAUGCUGUUCACGCUGGGCAUAGACUCACAGUUCGGUACCCUCGAGGGUGUCGUCACCAGCAUCGUCGACAUGAAGCUCUUUCCCAACCUUCGCAAGGAAAUACUCACUGGUAGCAUCUGCCUGCUCUGCUGCAUAAUAUCAAUGGCGUUCGCUCACGGGGCCGGAAGUUACGUCUUCGUUCUGUUCGACAACUUCAGCGGCAACUUCCCGCUACUCAUCAUCGCCUUCUUCGAAUGCAUCGGAGUGUCUUACGUGUACGGAAUCAAAAGGUUCGCCGACGACAUUGAGCUGAUGACGGGCAGCCGUCCAGGACUGUACUGGCUGAUCUGCUGGAAGUACUUGAGUCCUCUGGCGAUGUUGAGCAUCCUGAUAGCCUCAUUCGUGGAGAUCGUCGUCGAAGGCAGCGGUUACCAAGCUUGGGUCGCCAGUAAGGGCGUCACCGAGAGGCAAGAGUGGCCCGCCUGGGCGCUUGUCCUCAUCGCCGUGCUCAUACUUGCCUCCAUCCUCUGGAUCCCUAUCGUGGCUAUUUGCAGAUACUUCAACAUUCUGAUAAUCGACGACAACGAGAAGGCCUGGUUCCCGGCAGCGGAUCUCAAGGAAUUCCACGGCAUAAUGCCGCACGAGGUAACAGUGGCCGAGACGCUACUGUUCUGCAUCAGGGCCGACGGGACCGAGGGCCUCUGCUGUCCCACCGGUGGUCCCAACGACGACGACGACGAGGACAUCGACCUCACUUAAACCUCCAGCGCUACCUAAACCAUAUCGGACGAGUCAUAUCUAUGCAUACUCGUGUACUCAUACGUAUCCAUACAGACACACAACACGCUAUGUUAGUUGAAAGGGGUAAAAGUGCAGCUAUACAUAAACAUAAUGUACGUGGCGUGGCCUAUUUCGAGGAUCACCUAAUAUCUCUAUUAUAUUAGGCCAACUAAAUUGUAUUCACUUUCGCAUUGAGUUGUAUAGUCCGUAACCACAUAUCCAACGACACACAUAUCCAAACCAAGGCUGUUUAACUGUUGAUUUCAAAGCAAAAGCCAUGUUAAUCACACUGCGGCAUCGUAAUACCCUCGAAGAAAAAAACAGACACCCAUAUCAAUAUAUUGUGUAUACCCCUUGCGAAUAACACAAAGGAUCCGAAUAAAUUUUUAGAAGAUCAGAUAUCCCUUUCGGUCGGCCCUCGCGUCGUAUAAAUAAUGGCAAAAUCUAUGUACGCACGCCCAGAGCAGGCGCAGGCGCCAGUCAAUUACAGUGCGUAUUUCGAAACACCGUGGGCACCCGUGUUUUCGUUAUCUCUGAUCUUGCUCUUGGAUACAUUUUGUACGGGGCGCCCUCGAGUUUCGGAACACGCUGAUAGAAGGAUCCCGCUCUCCUGCAGCGACGAGCAGUUUCGGUAUAUAUACAUAAUGUAAUGCGAAAGCGCUACGAGUAUAUAACUAUACACGGGGUCAUGUAUACCCGGAUCAGCGACUUUGCUGCAGUUAUAUAUUGUUGUUCGGAAUAUUUGGCCGAACGAGAGGUCGGCGGCUCUAUAUAUAAGUAAUAUGCAUUAUAUGCUGAUGAUGAUGAUUUUUUAUAUUUUACUUUGUAUAUCUGCGAGCUGUACUUUUCUUGUCGCAAAUACACACAGUUCACGACACGAAGAUCGAUAUAUAUAUACACACACACGUACGAGAUAUGGAAAAUUCGUAAAUCCGUUGUUAUUAUAAACUUAUAUAAUAUACGCGAUAAUCAUAUGUGAACGUACGUAGUAUCAUUGAUGCAUUUAAGAUACGAGGAUACUGUAUGCGACACUUCGCGAUAUAUCGACUUUUACUUGAUAUAUAUAUAUAUAUAUAUAUAUAUAUUACAUCAAUCACUUUGCAAAGUUGACAUGCUUCAGCUUACACGUCAUCAUGUUCGAUUUGGUAUGGAUUAUUUGUUUUACAUUAUUAUAUCGCUAAUUUUAAAUGUGUUCCGCUUCGUUAAAUAUUGAUACUAAUAUUCAAGUUGUAUUAAUUAAUUAUUUAAAAACGUCUGAUCAGCACGUCAACAUCGCAAAUAGAGCGUACAAUUUUUAGCCGUAGAAGCCGUCCAUAAUCGGACGAGACAAUACGCAUUGGUGUUUGUAAAUAAGAGAUCAGCAUUUGUCGGCAGAGAGAUACUUAAAGACACGACGAAGAAGAACAAUUAAGACAAAUAAAUAGCCGAUGCAUGACUUAUGCAUAUAUAAUGGAAGAAAGAAAAUACCAACAUGAGAACUGAUCGAUUAGUGCACCGCACCGUAUAUAGUCUAAUCACGCUGAAAGUAAAUAGAGGUAUAGCGAUGAGAUUUUAACGAGCGAGUAAUUGUUAUCGUCGAUUGCCCAAACAAUAGCCAAUUCGUGUUUCCCGAUCGACACGGUUUAUUUAUAACUAUAUGCAGUACUAUAAUAUAGGAAAGCGAAAAAGCGCUCACCAAGUCGAAUUGGGAAACAAGGGGGGGGGGCAUAAUAUCAGGUGCUAUAUACGUAUUAUAUAGGGACGAAAAUAUUGCACAAAUUUUCAGAAAAUCAUCUGAUUGAUCAUAAGAGCAAUACUUGAGUCCGUGCAAAAGUGUCGAUUCAAAAAGGGGAAACAUAAAUAAACAAAAGAGGACAAUAAAAUUAAUCCGUUAUACCGACAAUAAUUAAUAGAGAGGAAUGAGCUGAAAUAAGGAAGUGCACGAGGAAAAAUAGGGAAUGUCUAUAUGAGAUUAUAAGCAAAAAGACAAUAAUAUAUUUAACAAUGGCACUUCCGUGUUCCACGCGGCCGUGCCUAAAAAUCGUUGAGUCUUCAAUGGCGUUGUAUGAAUAUAAAUAUUCUCAGAGGCCUACUAUAAGACGCUGCAAAGUUGACGAAAUUGAAGAUCGAUGUGCUAUUGUGCGUGCGAGUGUGAUUGUGUGGGAGGAGCUUGGAACUUUAUGCAAAUCUUCUUUUUACAACAGAAUAUAUUGUUUAUUGCGCUAUAAACUGACGACGCUAUAAACGACUGCAAAAGAAUUCGACAUCACAUAAAAAUAAAAAAUAAAAAUUAUUAACAAGUGAUUGAUCUCGUAAUUUCUAUUCACUACAUUUUAUACGCUAUUAUAUUAUACUGUAUCGAUCGUUAUCAAAUUAUUCAUUUUAAUCAUUAUAAAAUUACGUACUUUGAAACGAUAACUCCAAGCUCCUAAAAGUCAAAAAAUAAUAUUUAAAUAAGUAUACCCGAAAUAAUAUUUCAUACGUGAUGGCCGGCUAUGAAUAUAUUGUUUCGGGUAGACAAUUAUAUAACGUUGAGAGACAAAAUAAUGGAAAAAGAAAUAAACGAGUGUGCUUUCUGCAUGCGCAGUAAAAAUAUAUUCCGGUAUGAUCAUAUCGACGAUUCAUGACUUUUUAACAAUACUGUUGAUAAUUAAUUAAAUGUUAUAUUAUACAUAAGCGAAACGCAACGUGAUGUUAUACACACCGUAUAAAUAAUGGAUGAAAGCACUGGCCAUUUUUAACGUACUUUACACUCAAAAUAUCAUAUGACAUAUAUAAUAGAAGAUUUCUAUUUUCUAUCUCUGAUAAUUAUGUGAUUUAUUUUAGUUCCUUCAUUAUAAUUUACUGUUUUAAGUAAAUUACAAUUGCAUUUAAAAUAAUGUGUGUGUGGUUGAAUUAUAAACUACCAUGCCAUACAAAUACCAGUGACGCAUAAUUUAAUUAUUAGAGAAAUCUAUAAUAGCAAGACAGUACAAGAAAAAUACAAAUUUGUGAAACCUAUAUAAAAAGUUAUAAAUCUUACGUAUUAUUUGUUAAAAAAAAAUAAGUAUUGUUUACGACAUAAUUAGUACAAAAAAAAGAAGUUAACUUGCUGUGAGUACAAUGUUGUUAUACCGAUAAAUCAUAUCAUUAUACCCUCGCAUAUCUCCUGUAAUAUCUUCAAUAUAUCUCAGUAUGUGAAUCGAGAAAAAUUUAUCAACUGUUCAAGCUCAAAAAUAUACGCAUAUUAAUAACUGUAGAUCUUCUCUAUCUGUUACUGAAAAAUGAUUACGUAUAGCAUUUGUUUAAGUUAUAGGGAAAUGAGAAAUGCACGAAGACUAUAAGCAAGAAAACAAAACAUGCUCACAUACAUGGUGCUAAAAUUAAAGUCGUUCUGCCGAUUGUAAAAAUUAUUGUAUAAUUACAUCUGUGGUUGACAGCCAAAAUAACGUAAGUCCACUUUUUGUGUUUUCGAGAAAAAACAGGUUCAAAUAAUGUUCAAUCGUAUAUGUAAGAGUGCCAGCGAACGAGAUGAGGUGCGAUACAAAACUGAUUUCCAUGCAGAGGUCACCAGGAUAUAAAAAAUAUGCUGAACACAAAAUCUAAAAACCGAUCUAUGUAGAUUUAUUUCUUAGGUGUAUCUUCAGGGUAACGUUACAGCAAUUUUCAACAUUUUUGCAUGAAAUGAGCCUAUUUGAAGUUGUGAAAUCUACAAUUAUCUCGAUUUUCGCGAAAAGUGGGUAUAUGUCAUUCUGGCUAUAUCAGCCACAGAAUAUAUUGCUGUAACUGCAAUAAUUUCUCAUAAUACCUAGGAGAUGAUGCAUGUACCAGGAACUUUAGCUUAGAAGAAGAACGAUUUCUGCAAGUAAAUUUCAAUUUUGACUGAGAUAAAAGUUUGCUAAAUUACCCCAAUUUUAAAUAGGAUUUUACUUGAAAAAAUGUUUAAAAAAACAAGAAAAAAAACAAAUUUUUAUGACAAUAACUAUAAGCAUACACACAUAAACAGUUAUACAAUUAUUAUAUAUUUAUUAUUAUUUUCAUUAUACACGAACAAUUAUAUAUUUAUUAUUAUUUAUAUUAUUUUUAUUAUACACGAACAAAAGCAAAAAGUUAUGGCAAAGCAUAGAAUUUUCUUUAUUUUAGAGGCAUAAUGUAAAUAACGUCGAUAAGAUUUUAUGCGCACAAAUAUGAUUAAAAUAGAAAAAUAUCAAUAUUAAAAAAAAAUAAAAAAAAAAGAAAAAAAUCAUAAUUAAUGUAUUUUUUGACGUGGGAAUGAAUUUAUUGCGCUGUUUUAAAAAAGGGGCAACGUGUUUCCAAAAGUGGAAAUAAAAAAACAAAGUAGAGCAGAUUCUGCAGAUUCUGUAAAAUUGUUUUCUCAUAUAUUAUCAGCUUGACAGUAAAAGAAGAUGAUUUUUUUAACCAUCUUAAAACACAUUUUAUUUAAAUUGCGAUGAACUGAUAAUUUUAUAACAAGAAAAAUAUUUGCUGAAACUAAACUACGUUUAUUCUCCAAACGGAAAUUAGAAAGUUGUUUAUAUUCCCUGAGCGUUGAAUUUUCUAUUUCCGACUCUGUCGCAAGUAUAAAGUAAAACUCACGCAGUGUCUUCGCUUCUAUACUCUCGCUCCUAGGUAAAUUGUUUUGAAAUAAAGGUUAAAAAAAUAUUUAAACACAAAAGGACAAAACAAAAUAAUCUCAUUUCAUACCUGUGAUGGUGUUACACUUUUAAAAUAAAAUUAAGAUUGAAAUAAGCGCCUACAAUGAUUGCAAAUGAGACAAUAAAAUGUAACGACGAAAAAACGUAAUUUGAUAAAACUAAAACACCCGAUAUUAAUAUGGAAGUAAUUUUGCAAAGCCUAUGCAAAACACCUUCUUCGAUCAGAGAGGCAAUAACAGAUAGAAAAAGAGAUUCAGGAAUAACCCAAUUAUACUUCUAAAUAUAUAUAAAUAUAUAUAUAUAUAUAUAUAUAUAUAUAUAUAUAUAUAUAUAUAUAUAUAUAUAUUACAGGACAAAAAAGUAUACUGCGGUCGCUCGAGCGCUUUUUUGCACGAUAUAAAGAGUCGAGCGACGUAUACACCUGAUGAUAAUGAAAAAUAUUUUAUAGAAGAAUGCGUCCAUCCAUCAAGUGAAUUUGUAUAAUAAGAAUUCCAAAAAAAGAGAAUAAAAUAUUGAAACAAGAAAGAAGUAUAAUAAUGCUAAAAUAUAAUAUAAAAUGUUGAAACCUUAGAGUCGGGAAGGGAAACAUAUUAUAUUCAAGCGAAAUUCUAAUAGCGAUUAAUCAUGCAGUCAAAAUUAUUAUUAUAUAUGCGAUGAAUGAAAUUUAAAAAACAAAGUGGCAGUAACAAAUCAAUAUAGCUUGAGCAUUAAUUAUAACAGUUAAAAAAAUGUACGCAUAUGUUUCCAACCAAUCACUUAUAGCUGCGAUUGAUAACAAGUAUUAUACAUACAUAUGGGGCAGGAGUCAGAUCGAGAAAAAGGUUGAUAUAAAUAUUAUAUAUACACUAUAUACAAAUAAUACAUAAACGCUAGAGAGGAUUAAUUAUAAUAUAUUGCGUAUAUAUAUAUGCGUAAAGGAUCAAACACUGUACAUAUUAUAUUGUUGUCAGUUGAAUGUUACAAUAAAUACACCGUACGUGAGGAA
Nasonia vitripennis (jewel wasp) is the source of this 8143-nucleotide messenger RNA. RefSeq names its product sodium-dependent neutral amino acid transporter B(0)AT3. Bases 239 to 2524 code for a protein of 761 amino acids. The transcript is spliced from 14 exons. The record is from RefSeq and is a predicted model, not a curated record. Gene Ontology annotation, biological process: sodium ion transmembrane transport. NCBI's taxonomy places the organism in Eukaryota, Metazoa, Arthropoda, Insecta, Hymenoptera, Pteromalidae. Gene Ontology annotation, cellular component: membrane.